CGCAAGCACAAACGACAAACAUAAUUUCAUAUAUUUUGUAAAAAAUAUUUUAUACAAAUACUAUUGAUAUACUACAAUAACUGUGAGGUAUUUCGUCUCCAAUGGAUGAUCUUCUAGAUGAUGAUGAUCUGGACUUUGACAGCUUAGAUGAAAGCGAUCUCUCCUUCAAAAGAAAACGUCCUACAGAGGCAUCAUGGGAUAGCGACGAUGAACUGUUACAAGAAGACCACAUUCCAGUCAAAAAGACAAAAACCACAUUAUCCGAUGAUGAGUUAGACGAAGAUGCUCUCCUUGGAGACAGUGACAAUGAAGAUUUCUCAACAUAUGACGGUACAGCUGAAGGAAAAGGGCCAGGGGAACAGACAGAGGAUUCUGCGCCUGUAGAAGCCGCUAAUGUAGAAACUAAUGAUGAGUCAUAUGAGUAUGGGGUCGAUGACCAGACCAACGAGCAGACUGAAUUUGUCGGUGGUGAUGCAGGUGGCUACGAUGAACAGUUGGUUGACGAGAUUGAUGAAUACCAGGGAGCUGAGGAUCACACGGGUGAGCAAACCGGGGUUGGGACCAGCGAAAUCUCAGCGGUGUUGGACAAUACAGAGUCAGAGGAAUGGGGCGGCGAGGACGGGGAAGCUGCUGUGGGCGGAGACUAUGAGGAGGAGGAGGGGGAAGAACAAUACCAGGAAGAGGGUGGAGACAACUUUGAGGAAGAGGGCCGAGACAACUUUGAGGAAGAGGGCGGAGACAAUUUUGACGAAGGAUACAACGAGGAUGUAGCUGCUGAGGAUGAGGAGGAGAUUGCCGUUGAGGAUGAAGAUGCCGCAUUACUGGAGGAUGCUAUUGAGUUAGAGCCAGGCAUGGAUGACAUCUUAGACAUUGAGGACUUUGAUGACAGUCUAAUUGACGAAGUCCCAGAAGACAAUACCAUGAGUGGUAGAACAGCUAAACUUGCUUCCUCAACACCCAAUGUACCGGUGAGAGAAAAACCGGCCUCAGUUGUAGAAGUGUCCAAACCUAAAGAACAGGUUUCAUCUCAACCGAUUCAUUCAGAAGAAAAAGAAGAUGAGGAAGGCUCAGACACGAAGGAGGACAUACCAUCUAGUGACUCGGACGAAGAUGAGGACGAUGAUAACACAAGAGCAAGGUUCAAAUCGGAGCGGCGGCCGGUAGCCGUCAAAGUCGGUGGCGCGUCAAAGAGGAAAGACAUCCCUGAGACACUAGAGAUUACCGCCGGAGUUCAGCAAACGCUGGACGACUACGCCCGCCAAAAAGAAGAGCAACAAUGGGGCAAAAGGAAUAGAGGGCGUGGCGGACGGGGUUUCCGAGGCAACCGCGGCAACCAUGGCAACCGUCACCAAGGCCCACCACCCAUGAUGGGAAUGCAUCAGGGCAACAUGGGACCUCGUUUCCCUGGUCACAUGGGACCGGCCGACAUGCCCCCGAGACCUGCUUUCCAGAAUCAGGAGGUGGUUCGUGGGCCGCCGGCCGGACAUUUACGUGGAGGGAGGUUUGAUUUUGAACCCUAUCAACCAGGGAAGGGUUCGCCCCACCAAGGGGCCCAGGGAUCUGGACAGGAACCAUUCGGAUCAAACCAGGGAGGUCAAAGGUCAUCCUCGCCCCAUACGCAGGCACCUCCAGCACAGCAGCCCAGUCAGCCUGGUGCCGCGCCUACUUCUCAGCCACAGACGUCAGUCAGUAAGAAGAUCCACAUUAACCCCCACUUCAAGGGUCAGGUGCAAGUCCCAUCUCAACAAGUCGCCCCUCAAGCAGCUCAUCCACCAGCAGUCCACUCCUCGGCUCCUACCCACUCCCAGUACCAGCCCCCUUCCACAGUCUCCACCCACUAUCAACAACCCUCAAACCCUUACCCUAACCAGUACUCUACUCAGCCCUACUCUCAGCAUGGUGCAGUACAGGGGCAACCUCCACAACCCAUGCAGACGCAACCCACCUCUCAUUCACAGGGACCACGCCCACUGAUGGAGCAACAACAUCCAGCCAGUUACAGGGACCCAAACCACCACCACGGAGAUCAACAAUCCGGACAAUGGAUGCCGCCAUCAAGCCAGCACCCAACGUCAGCAUCCUGGACCCAGCCUGGUCGCCGUAGCCCGGUGUCGGUCACAUGGAGCCACCAACAGGGUCCGCCAAGGCGAGAGUUUGAUGGCCACCAGCCCCAUCAACACUCGCAGCAGUUUAACAGAGCCCAGACGCCACAAGAGCGUAUUCCGCCACACCAACAGUUCCAGGCACCGAGGGGGAUGCAACCAAACCAAAUGCGCCCCCACAGUGAGCCCCAACACCAGGGUGGACCAGGACCCCAUCAACAAGGCCAGCCUUACCAUGGGCAAGGACCUCAGUCAGCCAGACAAGGUUCAGAUCAGCGGUACCCCACUCCUAGUAACCAGCAACCAGGGCAGUUCACAUCUCAGCAGCACCGCCCUCAAGGCUCUAGCGUCCAACCCUCGCCGACCCCGAAUCAGGCCAACAAGGGCAAUAUACUCCCGUCUCCGAAGCGGCUGAUCGAAGAGGCCUCCAAAAAGGCUCCAAAUACUAAGCAAGUCAAAGGAGAGAUUGACGAAGACGCGGAGACGCGGAAACUACGCAUCCAGCUGGAGGAGCAGAAGAAACUGCGAGAGAUGAUACUCAAGAGGAAGGAGGCAAGGAGACAGCAGCUAGCUGCUUCUAAGCAGGCCGAACUCAAGAAACGCCUCUCCACUAAGAGGGGCAAGUCAUCUUCAGAGUCUUCAGAUACUAAGAAGACAAACCGUGAACAGAAAUCAACGCCGCAGAAGCAACAGCAACGGCCCAAUUCCUCGCAGUGUGCUGCUGGAACGCCAGGUCCGAGGCAACCGACAACGACGCAGCAACCACCAAACCAGGCUGGCAACCGAGCCACUUCUUCAGCCUCAAACAGGAAUAACAGUGCACAAUCUCAGCAGUGGGCUGGUGGUCCCGAGCAGCCCAGACCCAUGACCCAACCAAUCAGACAUGACGCCUCACCCCUCCUGAAGCAGGAACCUCCCACUCAACUGUUUCAGCAACAGACCUGGCAACAGCAGCAGAACGUCAAGGUUUUGGUGGACAUGGACCCUCAGCCUAUUCCUACAGUAGGAGCUGGCGGCAGAGUGCAACCUCAGCAAUCAAUAGGUGUUGUUGGCUUGGCCAAUAGGGCACCAACUGGGCAGGUCAGAAGUCAGCAUCCAGGUCAAGUCAGAGGUCAACAGCCAGGUCAGAUCAGAGGCCAGCAUCCGGGUCAGAUCAGAGGUCAACAGCCUGGUCAGAUCAGAGGUCAACAGCCAGGUCAGAUCAGAGGUCAACAGCCAGGUCAGAUCAGAGGUCGGCAUCCAGGACAGAUCAGAGGUCAGCAUCCAGGUCAAAUCAGAGGUCAACAGCCGGGCCAGGUCAGAGGUCAACAGCCGAGCCAGGUCAGAGGUCAGCAUCCAGGUCAGAUCAGAGGGCAACAUCCAGGUCAGAUUAGAGGUCAACAGCCAGGUCAGAUUAGAGGUCAGCAACCAGGGCAGAUCAGAAACCAGCAUCCAGGUCAGAUCAGAGGUCAACAUCCAGGUCAGAUCAGAGGUCAGCAUCCAGGUCAAAUUAGAAGUCAACAUCCAGGUCAGAUUCGAGGUCACCAACCAGGGCAGAUCGGAGGUCAAAACCCCAGUCAAGCUAGAGGACAGCGACCUCAAGGUCCUCCAAAUAACAUGGGGCGAGGCAGAGGCAGAGGGCAGCCUCGGCAGAGGUUUCCAGGACCAAGAAUGGGGCAGCCACAGGGGAAUGGACCUCGACCCCAAGGCCCAAGACCUCUUGGUCAGGGAGGGCUUCAAUUCAGAGGUCCCACACCACAAGGUAUGGCACCUAGACCUCAGGGACCAGGCACACCUCAAGGAGGACCCAUGCCACAGAAGAGAUCUGUUAAAGACAGGAUAGGAUUACCACAGAAAGGACCUGCCCCAACUCAACAAGCAGCACCCCAACAGGCACAACGUCGUGUCGUCCAACAGCAGUCCCCUCAACAAGCCCAGAAAACGACCACCUUCCAGGGCGCUGGUAGCAACCAGCCUGGCCAGCCUGGAAACAAAAGGACAGUUGUACAGAACUUGAUACCGCAGCAGCGGCUGCUGCAGCAGAAGCAGCAGCAGCGCUUGGCGCAGCGUCCUCAAGGUGGUGCCAAACAGCAGGUGAGGGUGCUCCCGCCGCAGCCGCAGCGGGUCGUCAAGCAGAUGUCUGCGGAGAGCCCUCAGGUGGUCAGGGGUCCGCUGGGGAUCCUGAUCGACGGACUGUCGGCGUCGACCAAUAAGAAGAACCUGAUGAAGAUGAUGCAAUCCUGUGGACCAGUCAAGACUAUGGAGAUUGUUGCCAGUGAGAGGAGAGCUUAUGCCAAAUUCUGCCGUCCAGAAGAUGCCAUGACUUUCCAGACGAAGUUUCACAGGCACAUGAUUGAUCUGGCCACCAUCAGCGUGAGUCUGAUCCCAGACUGAGUCCACCAGACUACUCCCUUCCCUCACUGCAAAGCCACUCCUCCAAAAAGACUGCAUCAAUUGAGUGACACACUGCAAUCUACCUGAUGGGAGGGCAAUAUCAACUAGCGCACCAUUCACGUCACUGGCAAGCAGAGUAGAACAUGAGCAGUGCAAUACCGUCAAGAGCACCAUCUGGCUCAGUGGUAUGAUUUUUGUUUGUUAAUAGGCAGGCAAAUUUUGUCGUUUCUUGAUUGAUAUUUAUGAAGUAAAUUUCUCUGCAUUAUCUCUGCUCAUUUGUAGUGUUUUAUGUGUGUUUGUUGUGAACAAAGGUUGACGUAUCGUCAGCACUCCUACUGUAAACAUAAAAUAAAUAAGUGUUCCCAAUGCACAUGGGAACUGGGUGCUUAAUGUGUUGAUAUGUUGUCAUGGCAAUGGGAGGUUAUUCUCUGGUUGCUAAGGUGGAUGAGGUGGAAAGGUUAGGAUGGUUUCGCAGACAGAGAGAGUAUGCUACUGCAAAGAUUUUACAGCAAAACGUGAAACUCCAGAGUACUUCAUCAAGAACCUCUUUUUUGCAUGUCGACUUGUGGAUUGAGCGUACUUUAGAAUGUGCUGUCAUCGUUUUGAGAGCUACGUUUGUUUGAACGCUAAAUGGAAAUUGUGAUGGAAACUGUAAGGAGCGUUGGACUCUUAGACUGUUAAUCUGCAAAUGUUCAGUUCAUUGAUGCGGCGAGGGCUGAUUUUUAAAUAACUGAAGAACUGUUGUGAGAUGUUUUUAAUAAGUGGAACAGAAAUGAACUUCUGAACAAUGAUGGGCAACCAUAAACUAUUUGAACUGCUUUGAACAUUUAAAAAAAAGUUAAAGCUGUUUUCUAACAAAUCAAGAGUUCAAAGCAAGGCCGUAAGGAAAUAGAGUGCACAACAAACAAAAAAUUCAAGUCGACCAACAAUACUUUCAAGAACACGGGCGAGAUUUUUAAGGAAGUCGGCAAGUGGUUAGAAAUUUGAAGGCUUCUUGUAUAUUAAUCCAGAAUGGUGGAUUCCAAGAAAGCCAGGUUGUACAAGCUGGGAGGAAUUUGAAGCAAGCCAUUUGGAAAGUUCAAGCAAGCCUGCAAGAUUGUCAAGGCAAGCAAGUUGGACUCCAAGCAAGCAAGUUGAAACAACAAGGAAGCAAGCAGGCAAGAAUGUCAAGGCAACCACGUUUGAUACCAAGCAAGCAUGGCGGAGCUUCAAGUAGGCAAGUGUGAAUUUAAAGGCAAGCCAGUUGGAUUUCACAACACCAUGUUAGCCAGGUUGAGUACAAGCCAUUGUUAAUAUCAAACCAAUGUACAAGCCAGUUUCAAGGUAUACACCAAGUUCAGUGCAAGCCUGCAAGCCACCACCAGGCAGUGUACAAGCCAAUGUACAAGCCAAUGCCAAUACACAAGCCAAAUUCCUUGCAAGCCACCAAGCCACCGCCACAUUGUUCACCAGUGAUCAAUGAAACUGAAAAGCUUCCAAUGAAAUCAACCAAAAUCCAACACCAGCAGCCAUGUGGACCUCAAGAUAAACAGGACAUCUACUAUCGAUGGACACACCUCACGACCUUUGACUUUACGGAUGAAGUCUAGCAAACCCUGACUCUGACAAACUUACAACUCAAAUGUCAUCUUUAAGGACCAUUAGGAAUGUGCUUUUUAACAAACACAAUAGUGCUCUCACAGCAGUUACCAGCCGAUUUGACCCAGUUUUUACAAGCUGGAAAUGAGCCAUUCAGUUUGUGCAUGUUUACACUACUAUCACUAGCUACAACCUUGGACAAAAACGUAUCCUACAAGAAUCACUCAGAUUUGCUGCCCCUUCAAAAGUUCCCCACAGACCUUUAUGAUUUUCGAAAGGAAGUGGCCCUCUGUAAAAUGAAACUGACCUUGCUCCAUUUAAGAUGAAGUUCUAGACCUGUUAUAUGUAAAAAAGCUGUGCCUGUCCCAUGGUUGGUGUUGCCAUACACUUAUCAGUCUAUCAAGUUCCUGCAAAACUAUAGAACAUGUUUGGAGGUAAUAGGCCAGCUUGGGAGCAAUGGUAAUCUAUGGGGUUUUAUAUAAGCAAAUGAUUGCCUGGUUCAAUUCUGUAUUAUGAAAAGUACACCCAGGCCUUUAAUUAACAAUUGCCCUGUGCUUUUGCUGUGGUGCCCUUUUGAAAAGCUGGAAUACAAAUUCAAAUUCUCUUAGAGUGCCCCUUACCAGAAACCAAAUUGCUGUGCCCCUUCAAAAGUGAAGUUGAAGGCCUGUACAGCUGAAGACUUUUGGAUCAUACUGUUUGAAAUGCCUAGAUUUAUCACAACUCUGGACCUUUCUCAGAACCACUGGUUCUUUCAAACUAGUUUAUUUCUCAAAUGUCUACAUACACCGAUUGAUAAUCAGGAAGUCGACAGAGAACCCUAAUACAAUGACAAAUUGAAAACUCUGGCAAGAGCUUCUGGGGAUUGUACAAUUUUAUGUUUGACUUUUUGCUUAAUAUCGGGCGAAAGUGUCUGGGAAAUUCUAGCAUGAGUUCUCGAAGGGGUGUCCCCUGAAAAAUUUGGGCCGUCUUUUGAAGAAAAAAAAAAACAUUUUAUUUUUAUGAAACAUGAUGUACAGUUGCUGUGAAUGAAAUGCCAUAAAUAUAAAAUAAAAUCAAAGUACUAAUCCCAAAACCUUAAAAUGGACUCACUCAAUGGAGUUGAUAGAUAUUUCCCAACUCCACAAAAAAAACCUUGCCUUCGUCUUUGGGAGUAGGAAGUAGGCAAAAGGAAUUCUGCCAUUUUAUCGGGUUUG
Asterias rubens (European starfish) is the source of this 7246-nucleotide messenger RNA. Its product is annotated as chromatin modification-related protein eaf-1-like. Bases 102 to 4475 code for a protein of 1457 amino acids. The transcript is spliced from 21 exons. NCBI's taxonomy places the organism in Eukaryota, Metazoa, Echinodermata, Asteroidea, Forcipulatida, Asteriidae. Gene Ontology annotation, molecular function: RNA binding. The record is from RefSeq and is a predicted model, not a curated record.